CCAUAACCGCUUUCUUAAGACUGUCCGUAUCCUCGUCCAUCCAUUCAACUGACACUCUGUCCCACACUGAACCUUCGCAUAUAUAGUACCGCUAAAUCUCCCUGCAACUAAGUCCCCACAGUUUCUAUGGCACCAGAAACAGGCCCAGACCCAGGCGAAAACAGCACAGAGUCUAUCGCCAGAAACUUGGCUGCUGAAGUCCCGAACGUCGUCUCGGAAAACUCCCAGUCUGUUUCUAACGGCAUCUCUAGUCGCACAUCUGAGAAUCCAUUUGCCAAUGUAGAUGAUACGACUCCACUCUUGAACAGCAACGAAUCCUACACUAAUGAAAACAACGAAGACGAAAACAAUACGACAUGUGACACCAAUUUCAAUAACAAUGAUGACGAAUAUGACACGCAGUCUAAGUUUGACUCCGAGUCUGUCCUCAAGAAGAUCAAAAGACCGUUCUGGUGGUUUUUCGCUUUGGGAAUAGUGGCUAUCAUCAUCUUCGAGCUUUCCUUUCUUCCUCGGACUUCUCUCAGUAGAGACUUCAGAAGAUGGUACGGGCUACAUCUCACACGUUCAGACGUCAAGAGACACUUUAUCUUAUUUUCAGGAAUUGGAAAUUCUCAUGACAGUUUGACCACUGAAGAGUACAUCAACACCUGGCUCACAAACUUGACUGCUAUUAACAGCAAGAGUCCAGCCAACAUUAUUGCCGACGACAACAUAGAGCUAGUUUCACUUGUAGAGAAAACAUUCAAGAAGUUCGGCUUCAAGACUUCAUCUCAUUCUUACGAUGUUCCCUUUUUGCAGAGACCACAAUCUCUGUCUGUGUCACUUGUAGACUCUCUGAAUGGGAAUGUAGUUUAUAAUGCCAACUUGAAGGAACCUCACUACAAGACUCCUGCCUUUUAUGCUUUUGGAGCUAAUUCGUCCGCAGCGGGCGAUUACAUCUUUGUCAACGAAGGUACUAUCUCGGACUAUCUCACUCUCACGGCUCGCAAUUAUGACAUAAAUGGCAAAAUUGUCAUCGUGAAGUCAGUCUUGAAUUCAAACAUAUCUGUAGCAGAAAAAGUAUUGAUUGCUGAGAAGUUCGGAGCGAUAGGCUUCAUCAACUAUUACGACUUGCAACUGGAAAACAACAAGGAAAGUGAGUUGCAAUUGAAUAUAGCCAUUUCUCGCGACAACGUAGUUACUGGUCAUAUUGGCAAUUGGAAGCGACCUUCGAUCCCGGCCAUUCCAUUAAGUCGUAAGGCUGUCAAUCCCAUUUUGGGCACUUUGGCGAAGAGUAAACAGAUGGAAGUGGUUUCUGAAUGGGAGUACAAUCCGACUAAUAUCGGAGGAUCGCUUACACUCAACAUUUCAGCGGUAUUUGAAGAUACAAAGACGCGUAGAUUGACCAACAUAGUAGGAACAUUAAAGGGUGUGAUGAAUGAUGGUAAUAUUAUUAUUGGAGCCAGGAGAGAUUCGUUGACAUCUUCGAAUCCUUCCAGUGGUCACGCGGUGUUGUUUGAAAUCAUGAGAAACUAUCAACGUUUGACCAUCAAAGGGUGGAAACCGUUGAGAACAAUAAAGUUCAUUUCUUGGGAUGGUUCUUCCUCUGGCGUACUUGGAUCUCAGUUGUUGAUAAAUGACACGAAUGUUUUGGACCCUAAGCAAUCUGUUAUUGCCUAUAUUAAUAUCGAUGGCGAUGCUGUCACGGGUUCCCGAUUCAAAGUUGAUUCUAACCCGUUGUUCAAUCAUCUCUUGAGAAAAACAGCCAAGUAUGUUCCCAUUCCGAAAACUGCUGCUUCGUAUAAGACGUUGUCUGAAGACGAUGUAACUGCAGAUGAUGACGAUGCUGAUGACGAUAAUGACAACGACAACGACGAUGACGGAGAUGACGAGGACGGCUACACUACUUUACACAAGUAUUGGUCCAAACAGGAUAACAAUACGAUCCAUGGAAUAUCGGGACCGGAAUUGACACAUUCUGAGGCUUUCAUUUUCCAAGGUCACUUGAGUACACCUUCUAUCAAUAUCAAGUUUGAUAAUGAUGCCAAGCGUGACUCUUCGUUGUAUGUUCCUAACUCUAAUUACUAUUCGUACGAUUGGCUUGUCAAGAGACAAAUAGACAAUGACCUACUUUUGCAUGGUCUGUUGAUUCGUUUCAUAGGUUUGUUGGCGAUCUCUUUGAGUGAACAUGAAAUGGUAGAAGUCAGAACCAGAUAUUACUAUCGUGAUAUCAAUCGAUUCUUUUCUUUCUUCCUCAUUGAAAACCAACCCCAAUUAUCGAAGUGGGGUCAAGACAAAGUUUCCUCGUAUCUUAUAAACAAAUCGUACAUUUUACUGGAUCUCAAGCGAGAUUUGAAAGACGAACCUACAGUGAGAUUCGUUGACUUGCUUUCGCAAUUUCAGGUGUUACUCAACGACUUGACACACCAAUCGUUGAUUUUCGACAAGUGGAAUAAAAAAGUUCAAGAGGGAUUAAUCGAAGAUUACCCUUGGUAUAGAUGUUAUAAAAAGUUUGCUCAUUUUGCCCAGUUCAAGGUAUCCAAUCACAAGUUGCUCCAUUUGGAGCGUGAGCUUACUUUGAACCCGAGAGAUUACCAGUUUCUCCAGAAUGGCAAUGGAAAUGACGAGAAACAGAAAGAAGCAUACUUCAACCAUGUUAUCUAUGGGCUUCCCAAGUUCUCUGUCAACUCUAGUACAGAUUAUCUUAACAGCCGAUUCAAAUACAGCACAUUCACCAAUCUCCAUGAAUCGGUACAAGAGAGUGAUUUCGAGCUAACCGUCAAAUGGCUAGCAGUUACUUAUGAUAAGUUACGAAACUUAAAUUACAAAAUGACAUAAACAGGUUUUCAGUUCGGUACUAUAGUUUUGGAAGUAAUAUACUAGCUAUCUAUUUCUUUAUCUAUUUAUUUAUUAGUGUAUUUAUUGCUUUAUUUGUGUGUUUAUUUCAUUUCUUAUCCGAUUCAAAA
Messenger RNA from Scheffersomyces stipitis CBS 6054, 2945 nucleotides. RefSeq lists its product as uncharacterized. Lineage: Eukaryota; Fungi; Ascomycota; Pichiomycetes; Serinales; Debaryomycetaceae. The transcript is spliced from 2 exons. The record is from RefSeq and is a predicted model, not a curated record. Bases 127 to 2817 code for a protein of 896 amino acids. Gene Ontology annotation, molecular function: carboxypeptidase activity.